AUGCCCAAGUAUGCGAGGUUCCCAAAAGAGAUUCUAAGCAACAACAGGAAGCUGGAGGACUUGGGACUUGUGACACUAAAUGAGGAGUGCUCAGCCAUUCUUCAAAAUAAGCUGCCAGUAAAGAGGCAUGAUCUAAGGAGUUUUAAUGUUCCCUGUUUGAGUGAGCCUAAACCUACUAGGAUGAGCAUACAGAUAUCAGAUAGGACUGUGAAAUUUCCUAGGGGAAUAGUUGAGGAUGUACUUGUUAAGGUAGACAAGUUUAUAUUUCCUAUUAAUUUUGUUGUUAUGGAUAUAGAGGGUGAGAGUAGCGUACUUUUAAUUCUAGGUAGACCUUUUCUUGCAACAUCUAGGGCUGUUAUAGAUGCGUAUAAUAGGAAGUUACAGCUUAGAGUAGGUGGUGAGUCUAUUACCUUUGACCGUAGCACUUCUAUGAGACAUUCCUUUGGCCAUGAUGAUACUGUACAUUCUAUGGAUGUUUUAGAUGAUAUUGUGGCAUUACAGAUUUAUUGGAACAACUUGCUUGUUUACUGGCUAAUGAACCCAACAGGUCUACUGACUAUUUUGUUGAUAUUGACAGGUCAAGGUGUACAGAAAUUGAGACCUUCACUUGAGGAGCCACCAGCCCUAGAGUUGAAGGAGUUGCCUAAGCACUUGACCUAUGCUUAUUUGGAUGAGGCGGAGAAGCUACCGGUGAUUAUUGCAGCUGAUUUGACUUAUGAGAAGAGGGAGAUGACUUUGGCUUCUCUCAAGAAGUAUCCCAAGGCCUUUGCAUACAAGAUUGCAGACAUUCCUAGUAUCAACCCCAGCUAUUGUUCAUAUAAGAUCCUGAUGGAGGAUAAUUACAGCUCUUGGGAGGCUCAAUGA
Molecule: messenger RNA, 864 nt
Organism: Ricinus communis (castor bean)
Lineage: Eukaryota; Viridiplantae; Streptophyta; Magnoliopsida; Malpighiales; Euphorbiaceae
Exons: 5
Coding region: 1-864 (287 amino acids)
Source: RefSeq, a predicted model, not a curated record